UGCCCGGCUUUACCCCUCGGGCCUCUGAUCGGACAACUGGUCAGUCCAACGAGUACGUCCUCGAUACCCGCAAACAACAAGCGAUUGGCCAACGUCACCACCGCCUUGCACGUCCGAGGAGCAGCUGUUCCCCUUCGUUUCCUACUCGGGGAUUCCCAUUUCCGUGAGGAAGGUCUUGACUGAGGGUUUUGUUUGUUGUUCAGGUAUCUGUUGGAUCUUGGUUGGCGAGGAUGAAGCUUCCCAGUUUCAGACCGCUGCUGACAGAUCCUGCAAUUAAGAGAGCAUACAUAUGCAGAUUAUCUCUUGUGGCUUCUUUUUUCUGCAUAGCUCUACUUGUUGGAAGUCCAUCGUUGAUUAAUCAUUAUAAGCACAGAGUAUCAUCAGGAUGGAGAACGACAGCAUCUCUGCACGAUGCAAAAAUGAUAUCCUGCAAGAUCCAAUGCAAACCAUCUGGAAGUGAACCAUUGCCGGAAGGUAUAAUCAGAAGAACAUCAAACCUAGAAAUGCGGCCAAUUUGCGGCUUAUCACAAUCUUCAAAGACAAAGGAAACUAAACGAUCAUCCAGUAGUUUAUUAGCCAUGGCUGUUGGAAUAAAGCAAAAAGAAGUUGUGAAUCAAAUUGUUGAGAAGUUCUCUUCCAGUAAAUUUACAGUAAUGCUUUUUCAUUAUGAUGGUGUUGUUGAUGAAUGGAGAGACUUACGAUGGAGUGACAGCACCAUACAUGUAUCUGCAAUCAAUCAGACUAAAUGGUGGUUUGCCAAGCGCUUCUUACAUCCAGAUAUUGUUGCAGAGUAUGAUUAUAUAUUUCUUUGGGAUGAGGAUCUUGGAGUCGAACAUUUUCAUCCUCAACGUUAUAUAUCCAUUAUUGAUAAGGAAGGGCUGGAGGUAUCACAACCUGCAUUGGACACCAGUAAAUCAGAAGUUCAUCAUCAAAUAACUGCACGUGGGAGGAAAGGAGAUGUACACAGAAGAGUUUACAAGGUAAAAAGUAGCGGAGGAUGUUAUGAGAAUAGUACUGCACCUCCAUGCACAGGGUGGGUAGAAAUGAUGGCUCCUGUGUUCUCAAGAACUUCAUGGCGCUGUGUGUGGAAUAUGAUCCAGAAUGAUUUGAUUCAUGCAUGGGGAUUAGACAUGAAACUUGGAUACUGUGUUCAGGGUGAUAGGAGUAAGAACAUUGGGGUGGUUGAUAGCGAAUAUAUAGUUCAUAUGGGAAUCCCAACACUUGGGGGUUCUGAUGAGAACAAGCCAAAUGCAGAAACAAGUAGCCCACCCUCUGAGUCAGAGCAGCCUUACUUAGGAACAAUGGUGCCUUCUGGAUCAUCCAGCUACAAUGAUAGAUCCGCUCUGCUGUUUUUUGGAGACGAGAUAAUUUUCCAUUUGGACUUUGGAUUGCAGUCAAAAAUGCCCAGAGUACCAAAGCUGCAGUUUUGAAAGUUUUCAUCAUGAGAUUUUCCAGUAGGGUGCUAAAUGAUCAAUUUUCUCACAUGUUCCAAUCCUUCAAAACUAACAAGUUGCUGAGAAAUUGUUUCUCUUUUGUUAUUGGUAAUAAUAAUGUGAUAUGUGCUUGUUGCUACAUUACUUGAUAUGUCUUUAUUUUCUUGAGACAUAAACUGAUUUAAAAACCUUGACUCACAAUUGCAAAUUUCUCUGCGAAGAUUUUAAAAUUUCAGCAUGUUUUAAUGUUUUUGGAUAGCUUGUAUAUGUACAAAAUCCCUAACAUUCUUUCCCUUUUUUCUCUGAUAUAGUCCUGAACUUUUUACUUCUAUUUCCCCCUAAAUACGAACUUGUUGUCUCUACUAUGAAUCUUGUCACUCUUCUUAACUGCAUUAUUCAU
Molecule: messenger RNA, 1833 nt
Organism: Musa acuminata AAA Group (dessert banana)
Lineage: Eukaryota; Viridiplantae; Streptophyta; Magnoliopsida; Zingiberales; Musaceae
Exons: 16
Coding region: 231-1430 (399 amino acids)
Source: RefSeq, a predicted model, not a curated record